Messenger RNA from Striga asiatica, 1838 nucleotides. Lineage: Eukaryota; Viridiplantae; Streptophyta; Magnoliopsida; Lamiales; Orobanchaceae. The record is from the annotation of a GenBank genome assembly.
CCGACUGCCAACAAAUACUUUAUUACAUUCUAGUACACAAGAAAUCGGGCUUUUAACCAAAAGCCAAAAGCCCCAAAUCAAACCCUUUGUCCCACUCUCCCAAUUUCAACUUUAAAGGAACAAGUAACAGAAAUGCAGUAAAAUAUCGAGAUUUCAGACACAAGCACAAAAUAUACACACAUUGACCCCUCAACUACCCAACUAUUCAAUAAUUCACCCAAUAUACGCUAAUCAUUCACCAAACAACAUAAAAACACCAUUUCCUAGUUCCUACAAACCAUAUCACAAGCAAAGUUCACAUUUUCCAUCACUUCAAAGAGAGAGAACACAACAUAAACACCCACCAAAAUAAAUUAAUAAAUAAAUAAAAAAUCUCUUAUAGAGAGAGAAAACUCCAACCACCCCCAGCGCCAUGGCCAUCCCUCAGAUCUCCGCCCUCCUCCUCCUCCUUAUCCCCCUCGCAGCCGCCGCAUUGCCGGAAAACUCUCCGGCAACCAGAACCCCAAACUCCGGCGGCCCCGUCGUGAACUCCAACUCCGUCCUCGUUGCCCUCCUCGACUCACACUACACCGAGCUAUCGGAGCUCGUCGAGAAGGCCCUUUUGCUCCAAACCCUAGAAGACGCCGUCUCGAGGCACAAUAUUACCAUUUUAGCCCCCAAGAACGAAGCCCUCGACCGGAAUCUGGACCCGGAUUUCAAACGGUUCUUGAUGGAGCCCCGAAACCUCAAAUCCCUCCAAAAUCUCCUGCUUUUCCACAUGAUCCCGACCCGAAUCGAAUCCGGGCUCUGGCGGGCCGAGCCCGCCCACCACCCUACCCUCUGCCGCGACGCCGCCGGCGAACGCAUCCCCCUCCAGAGAUCAAAGUCCGGCGAGUUGUCCGCCGGGUCGGCCCGGGUAGUCCGCUUCGACGACGUCCUCCGGCCGGACGGCGUCAUCCACGGCGUGGACAGGCUCCUCGUCCCGAAAUCCGUCCAGCAGGCCUUCAACGCCCGUCGUAGCCUCCGCGCCGUCGCCGCCGUCCUCCCUUCGUCCGCGCCGGAGGUCGACCCGCGCACACACCGCCUCCGCCGGCCGGCGCCUCUGGCUCCGGCCGGCUCCCCUCCCGCCCUCCCCAUCUACGACGCCAUGGCCCCAGGCCCCUCCCUGGCGCCGGCGCCGGCUCCAGGGCCCGGAGGGCCCCGCGGGCACUUCGACGGCGAGAGUCAGGUGAAGGACUUCAUCGCGACCCUCCUCCGGUACGGCGGGUACGGCGAGGUGGCGGACAUGCUGGCGAACCUGACGUCGGUGGCGGCGGAGAUGGGUCGGCUGGUGUCGGAAGGUUACGUGGUGACGGUGCUGGCGCCGAACGACGAGGCUAUGGCGAAGGUGGCGGCGGAGGAGGUGGCGGAGGCGGGGGCGGCGGAGAGGUUGAUAUACUACCACAUGAUACCGGAGUACCAGACGGAGGAGAGCAUGUACAACGCGGUUAGGAGGUUCGGAAAGGUGAGUUACGACACGCUGCGGCUGCCGCACAAGGUGGUGGCGGAGGAGGCCGACGGGUCGGUCAGGUUCGGGUCUGGCGGCGGCGGCGGGUCGUCGUCGGCGUAUUUGUUCGACGCGGAUAUUUAUACAGACGGGAGGAUAUCGGUGCAGGGGAUCGACGGGGUGUUGAGGCCGCCGGAGGAAACGAAGCCGGCGGCGGCGCCGAGGACGGCGGCCGGAGGGCGGGUUGUGUCCAAGCCGAGAAGAGGAAAAUUAUUGGAAAUUGCAUGUACUAUGCUUGGGGCAGUUGGACAGGAUUCUCAUUUUUCAAGCUGCCACUAAAUUUUAUACUCAUAAAAAGUGNACAAAAUCAAAA